GAGUCCCAGUGUGCUGCAGGAAGUCCUAAGACUCGUAUCCGCCGUCUGCCCUGUACGUCUGCCACGCCUUAGCUGUCAUUUAAUGUGAUUUGCUUUCAUCCCUUGGAAUCGGGCAUACGUUCUUGAGAGGCAGCCGUCACAAUGCUUGCAUGUUUUAUCAUGGCACAUGGACUACGUUCGGCAUCUCUAUCUACUGAGGCCCUGCUACCAAGGAUCGCCUGGUCGUGUCGUAAUAUGUCCUCUCGACCGUCUGUGACUAUGCAGUCUCCACCCUUGGUCCGUCCUUCUCCGCCCCCUUUACCGGCGGAGCAGCAGCAAGAGUUCGAGGACCUUGUGCGUGCUGCACAGGCGCCCCUUUCCAGACCGUCGGACCGGUCGGAAGCAGAAGCUGAGCUUGCCAUGCAUCCGGAUGCUCGAGCACCUCUCAAGGCGGAGUUCGAAGGCGAAGUAAACCCCAGAACUGGAGAAAUUGGCGGGCCGAAAAGAGAACCAGUGAAGAAAUGGCGGGACGAUGAGGGUGAUUGGAGCUUUAAGGGACGGGUGUCUGAUUUCUGAGGUUGCGAUCUGUCACUCAUACCACAUGUUUGUAUGUAAUGGUGUGCGAAGAGAUUUCGCCGAGUGAGAGUCCAAGCACGCCAUGCGCCUGAGGGCUGAGGCCUGAGCGCUGAGCGCUGAGUAGGAAUUAUCCUAUCG
Messenger RNA from Gloeophyllum trabeum ATCC 11539, 693 nucleotides. RefSeq lists its product as uncharacterized. Gene Ontology annotation, biological process: mitochondrial respiratory chain complex II assembly. The record is from RefSeq and is a predicted model, not a curated record. The transcript is spliced from 2 exons. Gene Ontology annotation, cellular component: mitochondrion. The coding region runs from base 160 to 555 and encodes 131 amino acids. Lineage: Eukaryota; Fungi; Basidiomycota; Agaricomycetes; Gloeophyllales; Gloeophyllaceae.